AUGGCGGACGUCCUCAAGAGCCUCAACCUCCUGGAGACGCUGAAAGAAUCCGUGGACACCAACAAACUUUCGGAUGUCAAGGAUGCAAUUGAAGACCUCCUCAUCAGCAGAAUAAACAUUGGGAUUGUCGGCGAACGGAGCCUGGAGAAAACCACCUUUCUCAACUCCUUACGAGGCCUUGGAGUCGGUGAUGAAGGUUCUGCUGUGUACCCUGCUGCUGCUGCUGAGGGAGUGGUUGGAUAUCCGGACCCCAAACACUCAGAUUUCCGCCUAUGGGACCUUCCCCCUGUUCCCACCACCUCCCCUUUUGACCCAGAACCAUAUAUGGACAAGUACAAGUUUGCUCGCUACAACGCCGUAUUCAUGACGUUCACGGAAGUCCCUCAGACCAAUACUGUCACAAUCUUUUUGGGAGCUCGCUCACUUCAAAACAAAACCGUUUACUUUGUACUUUUGGUUUCUGGCCAGAGCAAGACGCUGGAGGAUAAACGAAAAGCAGGUUUGGAAAUAUUAACCUCUCAUGGCGUAGCGGUACCUAAACUCUACAUCGUCAAUCCGUCUUACUUGGAAAAACUGGACUUCCCUGUUCUUUUGCAAGACAUGGGACAAGAACUCCCAGAGAUCCGUGCUCAUGCGUUAAUAUUAGCUUUGCCAAUACUUACACCAGCUUUAGUAACGCAGAAAAAAGAAGCGUUUAAAGCGCUAGUCUGGGCUGCGGCGUCUCUAUCUGGAGGAAUCUCGACUCUUCCAGUUCCUUUUGUAGCUUCCAUGGUGGACUCCAGCAUUGGCGUACGGAUUCUAAGCAAAGCGCAGAUCUCAAUGUGCCUGGAUAACAAAUCUCUGGAAAGACUCGCAAAAUUACGAGGCCUGGACCAAUGUAGACUGAAAGCAUCGCGGACUUGUGUUCUGUCGGUGGAAGUCUCAAAAGGCGAGGUGAAGACUCGUCUGGCGGCCGCUGAGAGGGACUUGUCCACGGCUUCAUCGAGGAUGGUGGAGAUGGCGAUGCCCAGACAGGCGCGCUCUGCUAGCAAGUCCUUCACCGCCAUGCUCCAGGCUUUGAACACGGCGAUAGACGAGAUGGCGGCGGACGCAGACAAGAUCGUGCAGCUGCUUCUGACGGAGGGACAGUGA
This is a messenger RNA of Knipowitschia caucasica, 1131 nucleotides long. The record is from the annotation of a GenBank genome assembly. NCBI's taxonomy places the organism in Eukaryota, Metazoa, Chordata, Actinopteri, Gobiiformes, Gobiidae.